AAUAUAAUAAUGGUGGUAGCACUGAGUUUAAAUUUAAACAUAACCAUAUCCAACUUUUGGGAAGAUAAAUAAAAAUAUUUAUUUUUUUUACAAUCAAUUAUUGAUCAAACCGGAAAAUAUUAAUAGGAUUUAAAUGAUUGGCACAUAUGAUUAGUUAGUGCAAACAUAAAUAAACGACCAAAAAUGACAAGCCAAUGUAGGAGAGGUUAGAAUUAUUAACUUAUGACUAAUACUUAAUUCUUCAAAUUAAAACAUUCCAAAGAAGACUGAUUAGAGUUAUUAAAGAUGUUUGAAUUCCUGUUAGUUAUUUCUACGAUAAGUUAUGUUUUUUCCUUUGAAAAUACUCUCCUUGGUUGCUAUGAUGAUGUCUCUCCAGGAAAGAGGGUUUCAAUUGAACAAUAUAGAUCAAAAGAAGAAUGUAUUAAAGAUUGUUUUUCGAAGUAUUAUAGGUAUGGUUUUAUUUACAAUGAAGGCAAUUGUAUGUGUGGAAAUUAUUUAGGAGAACAAGUUUCGAAUGGAACUUGCAGUGAAUGUCAGUCUUGUGACUUUAAGAUGAAUUUGACCGACACUUACUUCACAGGAAAUUUAGUGCCUGGACCUCCAAGGAAUUUUCAAGUUUUCAACAUAACAGAAAAUCAUGUAAGGAUAACGUGGCAAGAACCAGAAUCAUUUGUUGAAAUUAUUAAAUAUAGAAUUAAGGCUAUUGUGAUACAUACAUAUUCCAGUUAUUCUCCCUAUAGUCCAGAAUGGAUGUAUUCCAAUAAUACAUUUCAAACUGAGCUCAUCACAUUGUUACCAGCAACAAAGUACAACAUAACUUUAUCCACUACUUCUCCAGACGGUGAUGGAGCUUUAGUAUUUAGAGUUAUAGAAACAAAAAUUGGUACUCCUGAUAGUAUACCAACUAAACCAGUUAUAAUAGAAAACCGAGGACAUCAGAUAGAUGUAAAAUUAUUACCUACGCCCAAUAAUAAUGGUCCUAUUACUGCAUAUAAAGUUAUAGUUAUUAAUGAAGAUGCAAAACAAGAUUUUGAUGAAACAAUACUAACUUCUUACAAUGAAGCGAAUAGAAACGGACUUUCAUAUUAUAUAACUGCAGAGUUGACUCCAAAGGAAAUUAAUAAUAUAUUCACUGUUGGUGAUGGUCAAACCUAUGGAAGAUAUUACAAUGCUCCAUUAGAUCCCGAUGUGAACUACAAUAUAAUUCUAGCUUUGAUCAGUAGAUUACAUGAAGUAGAAAAGGUUGUUUACAGUAGCGGUGCAGUAACUGGAAGUGGAGUCUCAAUUCUAAAUGUAUCUGAUGAUCAAAUUGUUGGUGAUUCUCGUACUGUUAUUAUUGGAUUAUCAGUAGCAAUUGGUUUACUUACAUUCAUGUUGAUUGCUGGUAUAAUUGGAUUUAUUAUUUUGAAAAGUAGAGUGGUUAAUAGAAGACACAGGCUCUCGGAUAACCAAGAACUAACCCUUCAGGGUCCUAUGAUAGAAGUGGAAAACAAUGGUUACAUUCAUGAAGAUGAACAUGUUCCUGUUAACCACUACAGAAACCUUAAACAAAAAGUGAGAACUAUUCCUUCCAGCCAAUUGAAUGUGGAGCCAACUAACUUACUAGGAGUUGGCAGAUAUGGCAGAGUCAAUAGUGCUAGUGUUGUAGAAAACGAUAACAUAACGCUAGCAGCUGCUUACACCAUUCAAGACAAAAAAAUGUCGCAAGAAACUAGAAAAACGAUGCUUCAAGAACUUGAUGUGCUCAUCAAAGUUGGUAAACAUGACAAUGUUAUAGGUCUAAUUGGUAUUUGUGAAACUUCCCAUGUUAUGUAUGUUGUAUUGGAACAUGCAUCAUUAAAUCUCAAGGAUGUUUUGCUGGGAAGCAGGGACUCUCUACCCGGAAGGUUUAGUAGUAUGUCUGAAUUUCAGGCAUUGGAUACUGCAAUACAAGUAGCAAGAGGAAUGGCUCAUCUUGAUCACUGUAAGAUUAUUCACAAACAACUAUGUGCUAGAAGUGUCAUAAUAGCUCCUGGAGGAAUUGCGAAAGUCACUAGCUAUGGUAUCGCUCAGUACUUCAGCCAUAACAAAAUUCCUGAUUAUACCAGGUGGACAGCAGUAGAGGUUUUCAAAAACUAUCCACCAAACACAAAGAGUGAUGUAUGGUCUUUUGCUUGUUUGAUGUGGGAAAUAUGUGCACUAGGUGCCACCCCAUAUGGUAAUGUCGCAAACAACAAUGAGAUUCCAGAAAAGAUUGUAAGAGGACUUCGUCUUCCACAAUUACAGUAUAUCAAUGACGAGUUGUAUCAACUUAUGUUGGACUGUUGGCAGCUAGAUUAUGACGAACGUCCAUCCUUUAUGCAACUAGUUGAAUCUCUAGAUAGUUUUAAGAAAAAUCCUACCGUACCAUACAUCAACUUCAAUACUUAUCCGAACUUUCAAUACGAUCAAUUUUAUCCCGACAUGGAACUAGCUGUUCGACCAGUAUUCUAAGUUAUUCUUCAACUUGUACUUUUAUAUUCACUAAACUGUAUUUAUCGAACGUUUUAGUCUCUCUCUAUUUAAAUAUUUACCUCAGUUUUUGGGAUCUAACAUUGUAUUUUAUUUAUAGUAGUAUUAACCCAUCCCUUUUGAUGGUGUUUAUUAUCAUCUCUCUUUUUUAUAUUGUCUAUUUUCUUACACAAGGAAACAGUAUAUUUAUUUCUCCCUCAAAAAUUAACAAAUUUAGUUUAGUUAACAAAUGCAACUUAUUGUAAAAUCGCGAUAGAAAUUUUUUGCCGGUGGAUUAUUACUUGUUAAACUAUCCUGUAAGUUACUAAAAUUUUUCAAAUUGAAAUUCCAAAAUUCACUAUGUUUAAAUAAUAUUUUUUGUUGAAACAUUCGCUUGCGCUGAACCGAAUACCUGUUUUCGAACGUAUUUUCAGCCCUUGAUAAAAAUUAAAGACCAAUAAUGACAUAUACAGCAGAAACGUCCAAAACACAAAAAAUGCUGGAAACAGCUGAGAUGAGAAUACUGGGGAGAAGAUUAACGAGUGGUUAUUAAAUAAAAAAAAAAGAAUGGAACAACCAUAUAAGUAGAAUGACAGAAGAUAGGGUAGUAAAGAUCGCAAGAGACAAAUCGCCGGCCGGGAGGAGAAAUGUCUGUCGAUCCCGGAAAAGAUGGAGCGAUAAUAUAACUUAAAAGCGCAACAAAAGAAAGAAACAGGCAGAAUUGCUUAUAGAAAAGAUAGAAGAAGAUAUAAAUGAUAAAUAUUACUUCUACACUUCCAGAAGUGUAUAACUUCCUCCGCUUUUCGAAUCUUUUAGCAGAUUCAGAAUAUUUCAAAUAGCUUUUGAGAUAUAAGCAAAAAACCAAAUCCUUUUUUUUUUGGUUAAAUUGUUUAUAACUUUUGUUAAUUUAUGCGAGCGCAUCUUUAAUUCAUUCAAAACCUUUCUACAUGCGAUUACGAUUCGAGUAACAGGAUUUUUAGGAGCCGGCGAAAAAGUUUUGACCUAAAAAACUCUUAUUGACUAGACUAUUUCUUUGGUUGUGAUUUAGAUAGUUUUGUUCUGCAUACUGCAAAUAUUUUAUUUUUCUCAGCUUCCGAAUGAAUUUUAUAUUUAGCUCUAAUUUCUUAAGUGGUGUUCAUUUUAAAAUUAAGAUUAUACCAAAAUAAUUAGUUUUAAACUUUUUAGUUGUGUAAUGAGUCGAUACAUUCCUUAUUUAUAAUUUUUUAUAAGUUUACAAUAACCAGUGGAUUGGAAUCUAUAUUAUGUAAUUUCUUGUAAUAUUUUACCUGUAUUUCUAAUUACAGUACGUAGUUUAUAUUUAGUUUUUAUAUUUGUGACAAUGUAAGAACACACUCCAUGAAAAAAGAAUAAACUUAUUAAAUUACA
Diorhabda sublineata is the source of this 3855-nucleotide messenger RNA. It is a transcript of the gene Wsck, whose product is annotated as putative inactive tyrosine-protein kinase Wsck. Lineage: Eukaryota; Metazoa; Arthropoda; Insecta; Coleoptera; Chrysomelidae. The record is from RefSeq and is a predicted model, not a curated record. The transcript is spliced from 8 exons. Gene Ontology annotation, molecular function: protein binding; ATP binding; transmembrane receptor protein tyrosine kinase activity. Gene Ontology annotation, cellular component: signaling receptor complex. Bases 286 to 2472 code for a protein of 728 amino acids. Gene Ontology annotation, biological process: multicellular organism development; protein phosphorylation; cell surface receptor protein tyrosine kinase signaling pathway.